AUGGUCGUCUACAUUUCGAGUCUGAACAUUAGCAGCAGAGACCCUCAAAGUGCUUAUGACAGUUCAGGAGACCCGUUAACACCCCACGAUACAGCUCCUGUCCUGAGCAGGACCGCACACACGGUGAUUGCCGUUUGCCUGGGAUUCAUUCUGGUCUUUGGAUGCUUAAACAAUCUCUGUGUUUUACUCAUCUUCGCGAGAUUUCGCUCACUGUGGACGCCUAUCAAUCUGAUACUGCUAAACAUCAGCGUGAGUGAUGUACUGGUGUGUUUACUGGGGACUCCCUUCAGUUUCGCCUCCAGUCUGUAUGGGAAAUGGCUAUUAGGACAGCACGGAUGCGAGUGGUACGGAUUUGCCAAUUCGCUUUUUGGAAUUGUGUCUCUGAUGUCUCUGUCUAUCCUGUCAUACGAGCGCUAUGCUGCCCUACUGCGUCCUUCCAAGGCAGACUCGUCUGAUUUCCGCAGGGCAUGGAUUUGUGUGGCAGGAUCAUGGCUCUAUUCACUGGUAUGGACCGUUCCACCGUUCCUCGGAUGGAGUAGCUACGGUCCGGAAGGAGCCGGAACUUCAUGCUCGGUACAGUGGCAGCUUCGCUCAACCAGCAGCAUGUCAUAUGUGGUGUGCCUGUUCAUCUUCUGUCUGCUUCUGCCUCUGAUGCUCAUGAUCUUCUGCUAUGGCAAAAUCCUGCUCAUUAUCAAAGGGGUAACUAAAAUCAACCUGUUGACCGCACAGCGGCGUGAGAAUCACAUCUUUCUUAUGGUAGUCACCAUGGUAUCCUGUUACCUGUUUUGCUGGAUGCCUUAUGGGGUAGUGGCACUGAUAGCCACCUUUGGCAGGAGGGGACUGAUCACUCCCAUAGCAAGUGUGGUGCCCUCAGUCCUGGCCAAGAGCAGCACUGUUAUUAACCCUGUCAUCUAUGUGCUUUUCAACAAUCAGUUCUACAGGUGUUUCGUAGCAUUUUUGAAGUGUGAAGAAGCAGCGUCUAUUCAAAACCACCAUCAGAGCAGUAAAGAUGAUCCCAAUGCACCUCAGCCCUGUGAUGGGCACUUGUGGAAACACAGCUUCAGGGGAAUCCAGAUGAAGGAGCAGCACACUUUGUCCUUAGUAGUACACUACACUCCAUGACCUCUAUUAAAAAUGGUCAUACUGUCAAAUAUGCAAUGUAUUAACAAAAAAAAAAUUUCCAUGCAGAAAUCAAAGUCAAUUAUUAAUCAGAAUUACAUUUACUUGUUUAUUAAUUUAAUAUUUUUUGUAGUAUGUUUACAUUUUUUGAACAUUUACAUCUGUAAAAUUGUACAGACAAAUAUAAUUACUAUUUUACAGUACACUUGUUGCACAAAACUGCCUAUUGUAUGUUGAGAAAAUUUUAAAAUGAAGAUAUGUGACCCUUGCUGGCAAAAUGAGUCGGAAUGCGCACAGUA
Messenger RNA from Paramisgurnus dabryanus, 1418 nucleotides. RefSeq names its product teleost multiple tissue opsin 3a (gene tmtops3a). The record is from RefSeq and is a predicted model, not a curated record. Gene Ontology annotation, cellular component: membrane. Gene Ontology annotation, molecular function: G protein-coupled receptor activity. Gene Ontology annotation, biological process: G protein-coupled receptor signaling pathway; visual perception. NCBI's taxonomy places the organism in Eukaryota, Metazoa, Chordata, Actinopteri, Cypriniformes, Cobitidae.